UUUUGCACAAGCAACGCCGAAACAUUUAGUCAAGUUUCAGUUAAGCAGAAGACCUCGACAGAUAAACAACUUCAGAAAGUGAGACCAAUAAAUAUUAUUUAGGAAUUUAUUACGAAAAUGAAAACACAAAUUGUAUUGGUAUUCGCUGUUUUGUGCGCAUGCGCACGUGCUGAUGUGGCGCAUGUGCUUCAUGACGCUACCACAACACCACAACCAGGGCCACCAAAUCCAUAUAUUUUCAGUUACCAGGCUGGACGUGCACCAGGUCAUGUAGAUCGUCAACAUACUGAAGUUUCGGAUGGCACUGGUGUGGUACGUGGUGCGUUUUCAUAUGUGGAUCCAAAGAAUCAAUUACGUACCGUACAGUAUGUUGCCGAUGAAAAUGGUUUCCAUCCACAAUUAAGUCAUGAACUGGAAGAUAGUGAAUCAGUGAAAUUAGCAAAGCAAAAACAUUUCGCUUUAUAUAAUAAAAUUGCACAAGAACAUGCAAAUGAGUUGCAUCAUCAAGCCGCCGCUGUUGCUGGCCCCCAAGAUAGCGAAGCCGUUGUCCGCGCUACAAAUAAGCACUUGAGUUUAUUUGAACGUAUUGCAGCAGAACACGCUGCAAUUGGAGCACAACAUGAGGCAGAACGAAAGGCAUUGGAAGCAGCUGGUGCAUACGACCAAACAGAAGAUGGUCAAUACCAUCCAUGAAGCUUUUUGAUGUGAAAUCAUUGAUAUUGAUAUGAUAUUUUUACGUAUAAAUACAAAUAAAUGACUUGAAAAUAAAAUGA
Teleopsis dalmanni is the source of this 773-nucleotide messenger RNA. RefSeq lists its product as uncharacterized. NCBI's taxonomy places the organism in Eukaryota, Metazoa, Arthropoda, Insecta, Diptera, Diopsidae. The transcript has 3 exons. Bases 118 to 693 code for a protein of 191 amino acids. The record is from RefSeq and is a predicted model, not a curated record. Gene Ontology annotation, molecular function: structural constituent of chitin-based larval cuticle. Gene Ontology annotation, cellular component: chitin-based extracellular matrix.